UUGAGGGAUCCGAGACGUCGUUCUCGUUCACGAUCACCUCGUGAUCGCAGAGGAAGACUUGGGGCCCGCCGUUCCCCUAACGAACGCUUCAGAGGAGAGAGAAAAAGGACAAGGUCCCAAAGUGGAGGACGAAGUAGAUCUGCAGAACGACGAGAUCGCCGAUCUCCUCGCGUCGACGAACGCAGAAAGAGGCGAUGUCGUGAUUAUGAUGAGAAGGGAUAUUGCAUGCAAGGAGAUCACUGUGUAUUUGAUCACGGUCCCGAUCCUGUUGUUGUUGAUGACUCUGCUCUCGAGAAAAUGGUCAAGAUUCCAGAUAAACCAGCGUCCCACAAUUUCACGAUUCCCCCUCCAGGAUAUCAUCCGCCUAAUCCGCCUCCUCCAGGUGUAGAGCCCAUUUUUACAGGACCACCACCUGCACCAAGACCUGUUGAGGGAUACAAUCCAGAAGCCCCAUCUCUGAACGGACCCGAUUUUUCAAUGCCACCUCCACCUAUUCCUGUCCCAAUAAAUACAGCUCCAUGGCGACCAAGUCCGUAUGCUGUACCCACCACUGCCAACGUGGUUGUUCCUACGAUCGGAUACGACCCAUCCGGAGGCAUACCAGUAGAUCCUUCCUCUGCAGCGGCUGUCCCACGGCAGCCGAUGAUGCGUGGUGGAAUGCGUGGACGUGGUCGUGGCGGAGCAUCAGCUACGGGAAGAUUCCCUCAGUUGUCGAACAGUCGUGGAGAUGGCAAGACUUUGCAGGUCCGUUUCAACGGGGAGCCUGACUCCGCUCUGAUUUCUUAUGCUUCGCGCCACGAGGCAAUGGCUGCAUAUAAAUCGCCUCAGCCUGUUCUGAACAAUCGCUUCAUCAAAGUGUUCUUCUAUAACCCUGAUGUUGUCGCCGGAUCAACUGUUGGGCAAGAUGGCGUCCAACGUACUGUACUAAACUCAGGUGUUAAUGUUGAUAAACCAGCUGGUGAGGGAACCCCACAACCAGCUCAGCCUCCCAAAGUGGUGGCAACGAUUGAGAAUUCGAAAUUUGUAAACAAAGAGUUGAAGGAGACACGUGAGAAAAUUAUCGAAGCGAAGCGUAAAUUGAAAACUGAGAAGGCUGCUCUAACAUCACUUUUGAAUGUCCACAAGCGCCAGACUGAUUUACUUCAGAAGUUGGUGGAUCGCCAAAAAGUGGUGGUCAUGAAGCUGAAAACAGAGGCAGAUACUUUGGAGCCUGCUGAAAAGAAGAAGCUCCUGGGUGUCGUAAAGAAGAUGAUGGAAAAAAUCACUGCUGGAAGGAAAGAGAUUCAUGAGCUCUCGGCGAAACUGAAGAGUUGCACUGAAAGCAUAGCCGAAUUGGAGAAAGUGAUAGCAUCAGAAAAAAGUGCAUCUUCCAAAGGAAAGAACUCAGACAGUGAUGGAAGGGAUAGUGCGAGUCCAUCCUCUCCAUCUCAAGAAGGGAAGGUAGCGGUGGUCGCAACUCAGAACCUUCUCAAAAGGAAAGCAGAUGAUGGUGGAGAUGUCGAUGCAAAGCGCAUCUCUACGGUAGUUGCUGUAAAACGUGUCAAGCCUGAUGACACUGACGCACUGGUGGAACAUAUGAGUCAGUAUGGGGAUAUUUUGAACGUGGAAGUUGUCAAAGGAGAUGAUCCAAUGAUACUUUUAACGUUCCGCAGCCGGGAGGACGCGGACCAGGCGGUCAUGGAUGGCGGAUUAUUCAAAGGAGCGCUGCUGGAUGUGACGUGGCACCAGUCUGGAGGCUCCCGCGAGAAUUCGCCACUGACUGCGAACAAAAUGCUGGCUGGUAUACCACAGAGUGAGUCGGAUGAUGAAAUAUGA
This is a messenger RNA of Cooperia oncophora, 1815 nucleotides long. The record is from the annotation of a GenBank genome assembly. Lineage: Eukaryota; Metazoa; Nematoda; Chromadorea; Rhabditida; Trichostrongylidae.